AAGUCUGAAGCGAUUCUCAAGCUCAUUGACAGAAAUGUUUUGUAAUUCAAUCAGUAGUUAUCGUGUCAUGAUGCAAGAAAUGGAUAUAGUUUACAAGAAGGUUAUGUAUCCUAUGCGCGAGAUAACUUUAUCUCUGCUUCAGAUACAUGUUGCAUAAUGUUUCGUAAUAUAUAUAUAGUGCGGGUUUACAGUAUUUCGUAUUGUCAUCAUCAUUUUUUUCGUUGUGUCAGUGCGCGACGGUGCGCGACGUAAGGUGUGCAGCUGCAAUAUAAGACAACAUGAUUCGCAAUCUCCGUCGCAUAGUCUCGCCGAUAGUUGUGCGGAGAGUUGGGACGCGCAACAAUUACGCCAUGAUCGACGUUCUGACAGAGCGCGUGCCCUUUUCGAAGGACUUUCUGUUUCGCCAGUUUUUUGAUCCAGUAUCCAGCACGUACACAUAUCUGCUGGCCGAUAUCAACGAUAAGGAAGCGAUUUUAAUCGAUCCGGUUAUCGAAUGGGCCGAGCGUGAUAAAAAAAUCAUCGAGGAGUUAGGAUUAAUGUUGAAAUACGCCCUGAACACGCACAUGCACGCGGAUCACAUCACCGGCACCGGUCGAUUGAAGUCGCUGCUGCCCAGCUGCAAAUCCAUGAUAUCGCACAGUAGCGGCGCCGAGGCGGAUAUACUUCUGCAGCCGUACGAUCAGAUCCGAUUCGGCAGACAUCAUCUGAAAGUGCUUCCCACUCCGGGUCACACCGAAGGUUGCGUCACGUACGUUUGCGAUGAGCAGGCAAUCGCGUUCACGGGCGAUGCACUCUUGAUACGGGGAUGCGGCAGAACUGAUUUUCAGGGCGGAUCCGCCGCAGUCCUGUACAAAUCUGUGCACGAGAAGAUUUUCACGCUGCCGCGAAAUUACCGGCUGUACCCGGCGCACGAUUACAAUGGCAGAACCGUCACCACCGUGGCCGAGGAGAAGGCUCUUAAUCCCAGAUUGUCCAAGUCGCUGGAGCAGUUCGUCGAAAUUAUGAACAACCUCAACCUGCCUUAUCCCAAGAUGAUCGACAAAGCUGUACCGGCCAACAAAGUUUGCGGCUUGUACGAGAUUGAAGAAAAAAAGAGCGAACUGUGAAAAAAAAUUAUUGUCAACCAAUGCAAUAACACGCCAGUAUUGUAGUUUUAUUCACUUUGCUCCUGGUGGAAAUAACGUGCGAUGUCCCAGUUAAUGUUUAUAUACGAAUUAUGUGAUUAUUCUCGAUUCAGUGCAUUUCAUCAUUCGAUGAUUACGGUAUUAUUAACGUUAGAUGGAGAAUGAUCAUAUAUCUUGUGACUGUUACAGAGUAUUCAAGAGUAAAUAAAAUCCGUUUGAUACUAUUAUGAUAUAAAAUA
Linepithema humile (Argentine ant) is the source of this 1363-nucleotide messenger RNA. Its product is annotated as persulfide dioxygenase ETHE1, mitochondrial. Gene Ontology annotation, biological process: hydrogen sulfide metabolic process; glutathione metabolic process. The record is from RefSeq and is a predicted model, not a curated record. Gene Ontology annotation, cellular component: mitochondrion. Gene Ontology annotation, molecular function: sulfur dioxygenase activity. NCBI's taxonomy places the organism in Eukaryota, Metazoa, Arthropoda, Insecta, Hymenoptera, Formicidae.